CACAUCUGAACUCUAAAGGCUUUGGCCUACUACAGCCAUAGACGGCCGUUGUGACUUCGUCAUUUCUCCCCACUUCAACUCUCCGAUGGCUGGCCUUUCAUAUAUUCUCCUUGUCUUCGUUCUUUGUCUUGUAACACCGGUUCUUUCACGGGUAAUCCUGGACGACUCACGAACGACGUCGCUCCACGUUCCAUCUUCUAUCCAGAAAACCCUCAGUGUGUUCAAGGCCACUUCUCAAGGAGAGAAAUCCAUUGAAGAUCAGAAACAGAGCUUUCAUUCGUCGUCUUCCUUCUCCCUCGCACUGCACCCUAGAUUGUCCGUGAGGCCAACCUCGGAGAGGGAUUACAGGGCACUCACAUUAGCUCGACUCGAGCGCGACUCGGCCCGAGUGCAAUCUCUUCAGACUCGACUAGAUCUGGCGCUUAACGGGAUUUCAAAAGCAGAUCUGGAGCCUCUGGAGUUGGAGAUGCAGGACGGGAAGCUGGAAGUGCCCAUUAUUUCCGGAACAAGCCAGGGCAGCGGCGAGUACUUCUGCCAAGUUGGAAUCGGUCACCCGCCGAGUCAGGUUUACAUGGUGCUCGAUACCGGAAGUGACGUUAACUGGCUCCAGUGCACUCCUUGCGCCGACUGUUACCGGCAAUCUAAUCCGAUUUUCGAUCCGGCGAAGUCUACUACUUACUCGCCGGUCACUUGCGAUGCCAGGCAGUGUCAAUCGCUGGAGGUCUCGGAGUGCCGGAACAACCAGUGUCUCUACCAGGUAAACUACGGAGACGGAUCUUACACCGUCGGAGACCUUGUGACGGAAUCCAUAACCUUCCGCGAGUCGUCUUCGGUGAAAAAUGUCGCGAUUGGCUGCGGACAUAGCAACAGAGGUCUCUUCGUCGGAGCCGCCGGCCUAAUCGGCCUCGGCGGCGGCGCAUUGUCAUUUCCGUCUCAGAUCAAUGUCUCCUCAUUCUCAUACUGCCUCGUGGACCGAGACUCUGACUCGUCCUCAACUCUCGAGUUCGGCUCGGUCGCUCCUCCAGACGCCGUCACUGCUCCGUUGAUCCGUAACUCGAAAAUGGACACGUUCUACUACGUUGACCUGACGGCGGUUAGCGUCGCCGGGAAUUUGAUCCGUAUUCCUCCCUCCCUGAAACUAACCGACGACGGAAACGGCGGAUUUAUCGUGGAUUCCGGUACAGCAGUGACCCGGUUGCAAACGGAUAUCUACAACGCCGUCCGAGACGAGUUCGUGAAGGGAACGCGCCACCUGAAGUCAACCAAUGGCGUUGCAUUGUUCGACACGUGUUACGAUUUGUCGAACUUAAACAGCGUAGAAGUUCCAACGGUGUCGUUUCACUUCGCGGACGUGAAUAGGUUACAGUUACCGGCGGCGAAUUAUCUGAUUCCGGUGGACUCGUCGGGGACUUAUUGCUUCGCCUUUGCUCCUUCGUCUUCCUCAAUGUCGAUCAUCGGAAACGUGCAGCAGCAGGGGACGCGUGUCAAUUUCGACCUCACCAACUCUCUCAUUGGAUUCUCUUCCCAUAAAUGUUAAGAAAAGGAUGUUUUAAUGAGUAUUUUAUCGUCUGGAUUUACUUGUUGCGCGUAGUUGGUUGGUCUGAUUUAUUGACUUGUGACAAAUGACAGAGGAUUUGUUGUUUUCGUUCUUCACGACCUUCUCAUGACCAUGAGGUCCAUGAGCAUCGUUUGACCAGUAGAUCUUAUGGAUUAGCAAAUUUGCUUUUUUAAGAUGAAAUGUUGCAUAAAUUCCCAAACUUACUCUUCA
Molecule: messenger RNA, 1768 nt
Organism: Cuscuta europaea
Lineage: Eukaryota; Viridiplantae; Streptophyta; Magnoliopsida; Solanales; Convolvulaceae
Source: the annotation of a GenBank genome assembly